Messenger RNA from Symbiodinium sp. CCMP2592, 891 nucleotides. The record is from the annotation of a GenBank genome assembly. Lineage: Eukaryota; Dinophyceae; Suessiales; Symbiodiniaceae.
AUGUUGGAUGCUCAUGUGCCCUUGCCAAAGCCUGGCAAGGGCAUCCCGGCCGAGUGGCAACGACAGUUGGCGACGCUGUCGGCUUUUUCACGACCGCUGAAACCAUUGCAACGUCCACAGCUUUGCUCAGGAUGCUGGCGUCUCACUGCCAACGAAGCCAAGGACAGCGGCAGGUUUUGCACCACCUGCUCCGAGCAGAGCCUCGUGCUGAAGUCUCUGUGCCGGUGUGGCGGUUGCGACAAGAUCUACCCUGCGGAUGCGGGUUCUAUGGAUGGACAGACUUGGCUUUGCCGGGGCUGCUCCACAGGCUCCGAUCCCACUCCAGGUGGCUAUCCGCAGCUGGCCCAUGCGCAGCUCCGGAGCCUGAGCGCCGCAGGAAUCGACAUCGAGGUGCCCGGUGCUGCUGCGAAAGCCCAUCGGCUUCCUUGGUCCCUGCUGCAGCCGGUUCCGAAGCCAAGCAUCGAGCCGGGAGCUGCACGGGCCAAGUGGUCCACGGGUGUUUUCGUAGAUGCCGUGUUUCCAUCCAGUGACUCCUCAGAUGGCCUUCCGGCAACUUUGACGGAGAGAGUGACAUCCCAUCACGAUGAAAAUGUUGUCCACAUCUCGGAACAGCGAUCUGAGAGCACUUUUCUCAGCCGAAUCCCUCGCUUACAGUUCGUUGGGGGGGUUGAUACAGCGUCGGGUGCUUUUCUUCCUUGCUCGCUCGAGAAGCAGUUUGCCCGUUCUGUUGGGGCCGUCCGGAGCGUCUCCAAGCCCAUGCUCCUCGAGCUUUGGUUCUUGAAGCUUUCCCUUUCGGGUCUUGCAUUUGGUGAUGAGCUGAUGAUUUCUGUCCUGCUUCCAUUCAUGUUCUCUGCCAGCUCGUGCAUGUGCUAUGUUGCGCUAGCGUGCUAG